This is a messenger RNA of Strongylocentrotus purpuratus (purple sea urchin), 2656 nucleotides long. It is a transcript of the gene rnf139, whose product is annotated as E3 ubiquitin-protein ligase RNF139. Gene Ontology annotation, molecular function: ubiquitin protein ligase activity. Gene Ontology annotation, biological process: ERAD pathway. The record is from RefSeq and is a predicted model, not a curated record. The transcript is spliced from 2 exons. Bases 188 to 2113 code for a protein of 641 amino acids. Gene Ontology annotation, cellular component: endomembrane system; endoplasmic reticulum. Lineage: Eukaryota; Metazoa; Echinodermata; Echinoidea; Camarodonta; Strongylocentrotidae.
CUGCUAACAUAUUUUUAUUGGACCAUCUACUCCGAACCGUGUAGGCCUAGCGGGUGUAUACGAAAUAUAUCUUUAUGGAUCUUUAGCAGGCUGUAAAGUUAACUUAAGUUUCAAAUGGGUUACUUUUGAUAUUCAAGGCCAAUCUGAAAUAUUCUUCAUUUUACUUGGGAAAGAUCCGGUGUUGAGAAUGUCCCAAAAUGCUCUGGAAGAAAGGUACGGGCCCCUGAUUCGGGUCCCACCGCUGCUGGUCAUGGACGCCUUGAUCUCCGGGCGGCUUACGUUGUUCAGAGACGCUAUAGAUGAACACUCUUUGCUUGUAACGUUGAUCCAUUUAGCGGUGUUGCUGAUUUGUGGGGUACUGUUCUUCUUGCCUUCAUCGACCCUGAAGCUUUGUUAUGCUUUGAUGGUUACCAUGACAGCACUGAAGACAUCGCAGUGGUGGAAUGGUAUAUUCCUCCAGAAACUCGGCAUGGAGAACAUCACCACCAAAGACUCCAACCAGACAGUCCUCUCAUCGUUUGGAGAUGGAGAUGAGGGGACGGUGAACACGUUAGAUGUCAUGUCCAGUGAUGAAUUCCUCCUCUAUCUCUGUAUCCAGCUAAUGUACAGCUUUAUCUUCACCAAGACGCCAGCUCUGCUGAAUCGUUCAAGGAUUAUGGAAUCAGAAGCUCCAGUGCUCUCAGUUUGGUUAUGUCUCGUCUCGCCGGUGUUUCUCUGCCUGUUUCUGAACACCUUUCCAGUCCUUCCACCGGAUUCUGCAACCUAUCUCAUCAAAACGUUCUACAGACUCUACCCUAUCUUACCUAUCCUCUUACUAGAUGUGGUGUGGAGUAUGCUGUACUUUGUGCAUUAUUACUUGACUAAUGUGCGUGUCAUUGCAAGGACUUACGCAAGGAUUUAUAUCCAGUUUGGAAUUCAGGUAUUAGUUGAAAACCAGUGGGUUAGGUUACGAGUACCGACAGUACUACGACUAUUUUGGUUAACAAGAUUCGGGCUUCAUGUAGGCAGAUUGGUCCUACAGUAUCAUUAUGCUCCCACAAGUUCCCCUCCUAAGGAAAUGUAUGUAGAUAGAACAAUGUUAUCCACGGCCCUCUCUGAAGUCGCUACUGAAAGCUGUAGUACUAUGAUAGCAGUCUUAGGGCUUAGUGCAACUUUAUCACCUGUAGCAAAUGCAAUUGGGAAUUUAGCACGAUUGUUUCUAGGAGGGGAGCGUGAUGGGGGAGAGAACAUUGGCACGCUGGCUUCCGUUUUAUUCUUCAUCCUGGCCCUGCAAACUGGCUUGCCUGAUCUUUCGCCAGAGAACAGACUUGUACGGCUUGGGAGGAAUAUGGGCUUGUUAAGUACUGCUAUCCUUCACUUCAUCCACACCAUGCUUAAUGGUACGAUGAUGCAGCUUUCUACCUCACAUGUCAUCAACAGAGGUAAACACGCAAGAGCUCUGACCAUAGCUACCUUGCUUAUCGUACUUCCUAUCUGGUUCAUUGUCUACCUGUGGACGACCAAUCACAUCGGAACAUGGAUGCUCGCGCUAACUGCCUUCUGCUUGGAGCUCGUCGUGAAGGUCACUGUCACGCUCGUCGUCUACAUCCUCUUCUUCAUUGACACCCAAGGUGACACUUUCUGGGAACAACUGGAUGAUUAUGUUUACUAUGUGAAAGCAACCGGCAGCACUAUCGAGUUCAUCUCCGGUAUUUUCCUCUUUGUGAAUGGAGCGUGGAUAUUUGUGUUUGAAUCACGCGGAAUCAUCAGAGCCUUCAUGAUCUGUAUUCAUGCCUAUUUUAAUAUCUUCCAGCUUGGAAAAGACGGAUGGAAGAAGUUCAAGAACCGACGUCUAGCCGUGCAGAAGAUUACAUUGAUGGAGCAAGCCACUGCAGAGAUGCUUGCUAGUCAUAACGACGUUUGCGCGAUAUGCUAUCAAGAGCUUAACAAUGCCUGUGUUACUCCUUGUCAUCAUCUCUUCCAUGCCAUGUGUCUUAGAAAAUGGCUCUAUGUUCAGGACUCCUGCCCUCUAUGUCAUAAAGAGAUCAUGGUACCAGAAGACCCUGAUGAUGAUGAUGAUGAUGAUAAUACGAGGCAUGAUGAAGUUGAUGAGAAUGCAGCUCAGGAUGAUUAGCGUUGUUUCUGGCAUAACAUGUUUUUAUUCAAAAGAAUGUUGAGUACUGCACACGCAAAUGUACUGUGACAGAAACAACUCAGAAAGUAUUUUUAAUAAUGAAACAAGAACAAUUGUAUUUUGUGAGAUUUUUUAUAAUGCUCAAAAUGGAUGAAACCAAGAUUUUGAAUCAUUUCUAGUAGUGGGAAAUAAGGGUGUCUCCAGAGUACUCUUUCUAAUAUGACAUUGCUAAUGAGUUCUAUAUUCUUCCACUUAAAAGAAUAAGAAAUAUGUACAAAUUAUUUUCACUUUUACUACCAGACCUCGACCUUCUCUGUAGAGAAUAAAUACCCAACUGACAUAUCUUGAAGUGCACAUUUGUUAAAUUGUUUUGUAUUUUUUUAACUUUGAUUUUUGAAUGCCCACACUUAACAUUGUAUUGUGGAGUAUUCCUGACUGUUUCAAAUCCUAUCUUAUACACUGUAUAAAGGUGGUUUUAUGUGAUUGUUUUAUUAAGUUUAAUGUGCAAUCAAAAGCAACAUCACAUCACAGAAUUGUUUCAUG